AUGCCCGCCCCAGCAUAUCCUCUGCCCGCAUCGCCAUCCCCCCUCCAGCUCUACCGCCACCUCCUCCGAGAAUGCACCUACCUCCCGCCCGUCUUCCGAGCCGAGAUCGCGUCGACAAUUCAAGACCGCUUCCACCGCCACCGCAAACAUGACCCGCGCGCAAAGGCUCACCUUGCUCGGGCGCGUACAGCCCUGCGAACGCUCCGAGCGGCCAACAGCGGCGACAAGGCCGCCAUGGAGGGCUUGAUCUCCAAGGGAUUCGGACGGUCAGGAAGCAGGCGGCGAGAAUUGAUGGCGAGAUUCGUGAUCCCGCAAGGCCCGAAAGACUCGAGCGCUCUCGAGAAAGUCCUCGUCGCACCGCCGGGCGGAGAAGGAAGAGGAGAAGGCGAGGGCGCAGCAGAAAGCUCAGCCGAGGGCGCCGCGGCCAAGGGGAAAAGGGCCUUUUUCGAGAAAUGGGACCAAGACAAGCUUCUGCGGAUCCUCAAGUCGCAGCGACAGCAGCAGAGGGACACAAAGGGGACGGCCAGCUGGCCGGGAAAUGCCGUCAAGACAAUCGACCCCGACCAAUUCAUCCCCGAGCAAACCAUUUGGGGGAAGCCACCCUGCGAGAAGCUGAAGCAGACGAAGAGGGCUGGCUGGUGGCGGAGAAAUGCCGACAAGAUCAUGCCUCCCUUGGGCAGGGGCGAAUGGGAGAUUCUCAAAGAGUUGGCGGCCGGAGCCCAGGAGAGAGGCGAGUGGCAGAUACCGGCGAGGCGCCCGCUCGCAACCUCUCCGGAGAAGACGACGGAGGAGAUGGCGGCACGCACGCAAUGGAACUGGAAAGACUACGCGACGAAGCCGGCGGCCAUUGUCGAGAAGCCAAAGGCGCUCAAGCAGCAGCGGCGGACCGGGCAAAAGGACAGUGGCCCGUACAGCGUCAAGGAUCGCGAUCGCGAGCUGUCCAAGAGGUGGUUCCAGAGGGCAUACAGCAGAACAUGGCAGCUCACACCCACCAUGACACAAGACCCCAACACGCUCAAGUACUCGUUCACCUGGGGCAGCAUUCAACCGCGGCUCGCUCCCGCGGCCAAGCACCAGCUCGACAUUUUCGAAGGCGUGGAUGAGCGCGGUCGCAAACAGGACAAGACACCAUCGUCAUGA
This is a messenger RNA of Trichoderma citrinoviride, 1140 nucleotides long. RefSeq lists its product as hypothetical. The record is from RefSeq and is a predicted model, not a curated record. The transcript has a single exon. NCBI's taxonomy places the organism in Eukaryota, Fungi, Ascomycota, Sordariomycetes, Hypocreales, Hypocreaceae. The coding region runs from base 1 to 1140 and encodes 379 amino acids.